AUGGGUACCUACACUGUGUCAAAUGCUCAAAAUUUAAGGAUAUGUGUUGUUAUGGUGGGUUUACCCGCUAGAGGGAAAUCAUUCAUAUCUCAGAAAAUCGUACGUUACCUUUCGUGGCUCUCAUUCAAGGCCAAGUCUUUCAACGUAGGAGGUUACAGACGAAAGGGAGCGCCUCGCCCUAGCGCGGACUUUUUCGAUUAUUCGAAUGCUGAGGCCUACAAAAUCAGAGAGCAAGCUGUAAAAGAAGCUGUUGAGGAUAUGAUGAAGUGGUUCGAAGAAGAAGAAGGGUGUGUGGCGAUUUUAGAUGCAACGAAUUCAACGAGAGUGAGAAGAAAUUGGAUUUUAAAGCUUUGCAGGGAAAAUUGCAUAGAACCAAUGUUUUUAGAGAGUUGGUGCGAUGAUGAGGAUGUGGUUUUGAGAAACAUUGCAGAUGUGAAAAAUUCGUCACCUGAUUAUGAAGGCGUCGAUUCAGAAGCCGCUACGUCUGACUUUCUUGAAAGGAUCAAUAAAUACAAAGAAGUUUACCAACCUUUACAAGAUGAUAUCGAUAAGGAUCUUACUUUUGUGAGACUGAUUAAUGUUGCGCAACAAGUGGUAAUAAACAGAAUCGAGACUUAUUUGGAGAGUAGAAUUGUUUUCUAUGUCAUGAAUCUCCACAUAAAGCCUCGCUAUAUAUGGCUUUCGAGGCACGGGGAGUCGAUUUACAACAUCGAGAAAAAAAUAGGCGGUGACUCUUCUUUGUCGCCGAGGGGCCUGAAAUACGCGGCUAAACUCAAGGAGAUGGUCAAAGAAUCCGCCGGUGACAGAGACUUGACGGUCUGGACUUCAACUUUGAUCAGGACACAGGAAACCGCCCAAUACCUACCUUACAAGCAGCUGCAGUGGAAAGCUUUGGAUGAGUUGGAUGCGGGGGUCUGUGACGGAAUGACCUACGAGGAAAUAGAAGAAAAAUACCCUGAGGAUUUCAAAGCACGAGAUGAAGACAAGUAUGAGUAUAGGUAUCGCGGUGGAGAAUCUUAUCGCGAUGUCGUGAUAAGAUUAGAGCCCAUCAUAAUGGAGUUAGAGCGUCAAGAGAACAUUUUGAUUAUCACACAUCAAGCUGUGCUCCGUUGCAUAUACGCCUACUUUAUGAACGUCCCACAGGAAGAGUCUCCAUGGAUGUCAAUUCCGCUUCACACGUUGAUCAGAUUGGAGCCACGGGCAUAUGGCACAAAAGUAAAGAAAAUAAAGGCAGACAUUCCUGCUGUAAGCACGUACAAAGAAAGAGGCACAAGUCAAGUAGGGGAAACUUACGAUGAAAAGCGAAAGUCUUUGCAUAUUUUGAAUUCUACUUCUGAUUAG
Molecule: messenger RNA, 1341 nt
Organism: Lachancea mirantina
Lineage: Eukaryota; Fungi; Ascomycota; Saccharomycetes; Saccharomycetales; Saccharomycetaceae
Source: the annotation of a GenBank genome assembly